Trichophyton benhamiae CBS 112371 is the source of this 11838-nucleotide messenger RNA. RefSeq names its product hybrid PKS-NRPS enzyme, putative. The transcript is spliced from 4 exons. NCBI's taxonomy places the organism in Eukaryota, Fungi, Ascomycota, Eurotiomycetes, Onygenales, Arthrodermataceae. The record is from RefSeq and is a predicted model, not a curated record. Gene Ontology annotation, molecular function: fatty acid synthase activity; 3-oxoacyl-[acyl-carrier-protein] synthase activity; phosphopantetheine binding. Gene Ontology annotation, biological process: fatty acid biosynthetic process; secondary metabolite biosynthetic process. Bases 1 to 11838 code for a protein of 3945 amino acids.
AUGCCUCAACGCAAGGAGCCAAUUGCCAUCAUUGGCAGCGCCUGCAACUUUCCCGGCAAUGCCACCACUCCAUCAAAGCUAUGGGAAUUGCUGAAGGAGCCUUAUGAUCUCUCGAAACCUGUUCCACAAAAUCGCUUCAAUGCUGAUGUUUGGCACCACAAAGAUAACGCCCAUCAUGGUACUAGCAACGUCACCAAAUCCUAUUUCCUCGAGGCAGACCCUUCUGCCUUUGAUGCAACUUUCUUCAACAUUCCACCAAACGAAUGUGAGGCUAUCGACCCACAGCAGCGUAUGCUCCUUGAAACGGUUUACGAAUCCUUAUGCGCGGCCGGCGUUACCAUGGAGAGUCUCCGCGGGUCUUCUACUGCUUGCUAUGUUGGGCUCAUGUGUGACGACUGGGCUGGCAUGCUGGCUAAGGACUGGGACUGUUUACCGCAGUAUGCUGCAACCGGGAUAUCUCGUGCCAUUAUGGCUAACCGUAUCUCCUACUUCUUCGAUUGGCAUGGCCCGUCCAUGACCAUAGAUACCGCCUGCUCGUCUUCAUUGGUAGCUGUCCAUGAAGCAGUUCAGGUCCUCAGAAGUGGCGACUGCAAUGUCGCAGUUGCUUGUGGAGCCAACUUGAUCCUCACCCCUGGCAUGUAUAUUGCGGAAAGUAAGCUGAAAAUGCUUUCUCCAGAUGGAAAGUCACGGAUGUGGGAUCAAGGUGCCAACGGCUACGCGAGAGGUGAAGGCCUUGCGGCUGUGGUACUGAAGACUCUGAGCCAGGCUAUCAAAGAUGGUGAUCAUAUUGAGUGUGUCAUCCGGGAGACUGCCUUCAACCAGGAUGGCCGCACUACUGGUAUAACCAUGCCGAGCAACCUUGCUCAAACAGCCUUGAUUAGAGAAACAUACAAAAAGGCUGGCCUUGACCCCUUAGAUCCCAACGACCAGCCUCAGUUCUUCCAUGCGCAUGGAACUGGUACUCCUGCUGGAGACCCGCAAGAGGCCGAAGCAAUUAGCCGAGCGUUCUUCAAUGAUGACCAAACUGUUGAAAAGAAGCUCUGGGUUGGGUCUAUCAAAACCAUUAUUGGCCAUACUGAAGGCACAGCUGGCCUUGCCAGUCUUAUUGGUACCUCUCUUGCCCUACAAAACAAGACUAUUCCGCCAAACUUGCACUUUAACCAGAUUGCCGAGAAGGUCAAGCCUUUCUACACCAAUCUUCAAGUUCCAACGACAAGCCGCCAGUGGCCAUGCCCCCCAGCUGGCCAGCCAAUGCGUGCCUCCGUGAACAGCUUUGGCUUCGGUGGUGCUAAUGCUCACGCAAUUCUUGAAAGUUAUGAACUGGUUGAGUCACACAAGCCAUGCGACAACACGCCCCUUUUCACCCCCCUAAUAUUCUCAGCACACUCAGAGAAGAGCCUUCGAGGGAUCCUUGAUGCAUUCUCCGAGUUUUUGAAUCAAGAAAACUCUCCUGAUCUUAGCGACAUUGCCUGGACUUUGCAAAAGCGGCGCUCGGCGCUGGCUUAUAAGAUCGCUAUCUCUGGCCGAACAACAACUGAUAUCGUUGCCACCAUCGAUACAGCCCGUAAACAAAAGGAGGGUCUGGGUGUUCGAUCUUCAGGCCCUGAGAAACUGACGGUGCUUGGUGUCUUCACUGGACAAGGAGCUCAGUGGCCAACUAUGGGUAGCGAACUUAUCAAAGCCUCCGCUCAUGUUCGAAACAUUAUCGCCGAUCUCGACCGGUCUCUUCAAGAGCUCCCUGAAGCGGAUCGACCCAGCUGGUCCAUCCGGGGGGAGCUUGAGGCUGAUAAGCGGUCUUCUCGCCUUUCUGAAGCUGCCCUUUCUCAACCACUCUGUACUGCUGUUCAAAUUGUCCUGGUAGAUCUACUUAAAGCUGCUGGCACCAAUUUGGAAUUCAAGGCUGUGAUCGGGCACUCUUCUGGCGAGAUUGCCGCUGCCUAUGCUUCUGGAUUUAUCUCCGCUCGAGACGCUAUCCGUGUUGCUUACUACCGUGGCCUGUAUGCCAAGUUCGCUAGUUCUUCCUCUGGAAAGAAAGGAGCAAUGAUGGCAGUUGGUACAACUCUUGAAGAUGCUGAAGAAUUUUGCCAGCUUGAGGAGUUUUACGGCCGUAUUACUGUUGCAGCAAGCAAUGCUGCCACCAGUGUGACCCUCUCAGGAGAUGAGGAUGCAAUUGAUGCAGCUCUAGUGGUGUUCAAGGACGAGUCUAAGUUUGUUCGCAAGCUCAGAGUGGAUACCGCUUACCACUCAUUCCACAUGAAUGCGUGUUCUGAAAUGUAUUUAAAGGCAAUGGAUUCCUGUUCCAUUGAGUUUAGAGACGGAAACCCGUCUAUCCCGUGGUACUCUUCAGUCAUCCCCGAUACGAAGAUGGCCUGCGCCAACCUCAACGGCCAAUAUUGGGCUGACAACAUGAAUAAUACCGUUUUGUUUUCACAGGCUGGGAUUACUGCUGUGAAGGAGUCAGGUCCAUUUGACUUGGUUAUUGAAAUUGGACCCCAUCCCGCGUUGAAAGGACCAUGCCUGGAAAACUUGGAGCAAGCUACUGGUGUAGGUGGUACACCUUAUACUGGCCUCUUGUCGCGCGGUGUCGAUGAUGUCAAGGCAUUCUCCUCUGCUCUCGGCUACAUCUGGGAGUAUUUUGGCCCAUCUGCUGUCGAUUUUGAAGGGUAUGAUAAAAUGAUGUCUUCAGGUGCUCAACGCAAUAAUUUGUCAGGAGAACUUCCUGGAUAUUCCUGGGAUCACUCAAGGAGCUACUGGCUCGAUUCCCGUAUAGCUACUUCCUAUACUACUCGCGAGGCCCCACAUCCGAUGCUGGGUGUAAAUGUUGUUGAAGGCACUACAGGAACACAAAUCCAGUGGAGAAAUAUCCUAUUCCCCAAAGAAAUCACUUGGAUACCUGGUCACCGAUUGCAGGGCCAGAAUGUCUUCCCUGCGUCUGGAUAUGUGUGUAUGGCGAUUGAGGCUAUAAUGACUCUUGCGAGCAACCGGAACGUGCAACUGAUUGAACUGGAGGAUGUUGACAUUGCUCGUGCUAUUUCAUUUCUCGAUGAUACUUCUGGGAUAGAGCUUAUCUUCAACCUUAAUGUCUUGUCAUCCGACCAGGAUUCUGUCAGCGCUAGCUUUCAGAUAUCAUCAUGCCCCAAGGGUGAUAACGUACUAACUUUUAACGGAAAAGGAAAGAUAUCCCUUCAUUUCGGUGACCCCAUUGUUAACGCCCUUUCAGCUUCUCAGAUGCCUCAGUUCAACAUGACAAGUGUUGAUAUUGACCGAUUUUACAAGUAUCUAUCGGACAUGGGCUAUAACUAUUCUCCGCCAUUCAAGGCAAUAAGUUCCAUUCUUCGCAGGAAGGAUGCAGCAGUUGGAGAAAUCACUGAUGCUCGCGGCGAAGCAUGGGAAGACAAUUUCCUUAUGCACCCUGGUUUUGUUGAUACCAGUUUCCAAGCUGUCUUUGCUGCAUUCAGCUCUCCCGGAGAUGACCGGCUCUGGUCUAUCCAUGUUCCUACUAAAAUCAACCGGCUAUCAAUUAAUCCAUCAUUAGCAGUUUUUCCACCAGGUGAAGAAGUCGUUUGGCCUUGGCAAGCUGCUGUGACCAGUGGAACACAUGAUACCCCUACAGCUGACAUUGAAGUCUUUGCCCCCAAUAAGAAUGGAAUUCUCAUGGAAAUUGAAGGCAUUGUCCUUGUUCCACUGGCCAAGGCUUCGGGAGAGAACGAUGUGAAGCUAUUCUCCAAUCUUGUCUACGAUCUAGCUCAACCGGACGGCGCUAUUGCCUCUCCCCAUCGUUUACCCGAGUCUGACGCUCAUAUUGCGAGGGUUUCUGAGAGAUUCUCUUUCUACUGGAUCAACCAACUCCUGAAUACCAUCACCACUGAAGAGGAGGAGGAAACUCUUCCACACUUCAAACAUAUGCUUAGGUGGUGCAGAUUUGUGCACAAGCAAGUUAUUGAUGGGGAGCACCCCUUUGUUGGGCCUGACGCUGUGAAUGAUACCUUGGAUUAUGUAGAGUCUCUUGUUGCCGAUGCCGGAGAUCGUGCUGAUAUUGGUAUUCUCAGAGCAGUUGGCCAAAAUAUUGCUCAUGUUAUUCGCACUCGUGGAAAUAUUCACGAGUAUGCAUUGAAGGAUAACAUCCUGGAUCGCUUCUAUGAAGAGGCUAUUGGCCUGGAUAUCACCAACCAGUGGGAAGCAAACCUCGCUGCUCAAGUUGCUUACCGAUAUCCACGAAUGAAUAUUAUCGAAAUUGGUGCCGGUACGGGCGGAUCAACUAGAAUGAUUCUCCCUACUUUAGGAAAUGCAUUUUCAACUUAUACGUUCACGGAUAUUUCUUCUGGAUUUUUCGAGGCGGCAGAGGAGAGAUUUAGCCAAUAUGCAGAUCGCAUGAUUUUCAAAACUCUUGACAUGGAAAAAGAUCUCAGCGAACAGGGAUUUACCGAAGGUCAUUACGAUAUGGUUCUUGCUUCAAACGUUCUACAUGUUGGCCCUGAUAUUGAUUUGACUUUGUCCAAUGUGCGCAAACUUGUGAAACCAGGUGGUUGGUUAAUCAACAUGGAGGUGGCCACAUACUUCCCAAGCUUACGAGAGGGUUUCUCGAUGUCUGGCUUCCCAGGCUGGUGGUGUGGUGCUGAAACAGGUCGUCCAUGGGGCCCAACAAUAACCGUGGAUGAAUGGGAUAAAGUGUACAGGCGAACUGGAUGGUCCGGUGUUGACACCUUCACUCCCAACAUUGACUCUAUAGAUCACUUGGUUGUUAUGGUGACCCAGGCCGUGGAUUCCCAAAUCUACACUCUUAGAGAUCCUCUCUCCCCUGAACACGCUCAUCCACAACGCGACAAUCUCGUUAUUAUAGGUGGAAGUACUGAUGAAGUUGCCAGCAUCGUUACAGAAUGUGCGAAUAUCCUACAGCCGCAUUUCAGUUCGAUCUCAAACGUAAUUUCAAUUGAUGAUUUUAGCAACAGCAAGAGCGACACGGUUGCCACAGUCUUAAAUUUGGCUGAGCUGGAUGUACCAAUUAUGAAAGAGCUCAUGGAUAACCAACCCCAGAAGCUUGAUGGCGUUAAGGAGGUAUUUUCAACCCCCAGGGAGAUCCUUUGGGUCACCAAAGGCAACAGAUCGGAGAGCCCGUUCUCCCGCAUGUUGGUCGGCAUGGCGCGCACCCUCCGCAGAGAGUAUUCUGGAAUCAACUUCCAGGCACUUGACGUUGAUUUACUGGAUUCAAACUCUGCUAAGCUGUUUGCGGAGACAUUACUCCGACACGUCAAUCUCAAUGAGGCAAACAGUCGACUUGUUCCAGGAUCCAUUCUAUGGAGUAAUGAAUCUGAGUAUCAUCUGGAGAAUAACAAAAUUUAUACCCCCAGACUUAUGUCUGCAGAUAAGCUGAAUGACCGAUACAAUUCAUAUAAACGCCGUAUUACUCACGAAGUUCCUGCCAAUUCAUCCUGUAUUGAAUUGACCAUGAAGGGAGACUCAUACGACCUUUUCGAACUAUCUCCUCUUAAGCCUACUGCUGGGUCUGAUGGUGAUAGUGAAAUUACUGUAAUGAAGUCCCUGCUUCAAUCCGUGGAAGUCCCUUUGGUGGGACACUUCUUCUUGUGCUAUGGCAAGAAUAACUCCGGUGAAAAUGUCAUCGCUCUCUCAGAUCAGAGCAAGUCGGUGGUUCAUAUUCCAAAGCCGUGGACCAUACCAUACAGUGGGGAGGCCAAUUCAGCACAAGUUCUUCUUUCAAUUGCUGCUAAUCUCGUUGCACAUCUGAUCAUCGAGGACGCCAUAGCGAAAAGUACUAUUUUAGUCCAUGAACCUGACCAAAUUGUAGCUGCUGCCAUUAGCAAGCAAGCUGUGUCGAAAAAGAUUCAAACUUUUUUCACUACUACUCAAACUUCAAAGAAGGGGCCACAGUGGACUUAUAUUCAUCCUAAAACCCCUCGCCGUUUGCUGAGAAAGCAGUUGCCUAAAGAAGUAUCCCUUUUCAUCAAUUUUUCCAAUUGCUCGGACGAGCAGGCUAUAUCUAACCUCCUGGACUGCCUGCCGGUUUGUUGCAAACAAUCAAACCGAUAUAUGUUUUUCGGAAACAAGGUUGCAAGAUGCUUUGGCUCCGACGUUGACCUUGUCUCCAAAUAUUUAUCCACAGGCUUUGAUAUUUCUAAGGCUGCUAACUUCAUGGUGCCUGAGAAUAGGUCUAGUCUGCCUCUGGAUAAGGUUCCUGGGUAUUCUGAUAAAAACAAAUGCCUAUUAGUAGUCGAUUGGGCGGUCGAUACCCAAAUACCGCUUACUGUCGAGCCUAUUGACCCUUACACCAACCUUUUCAGUGCAGAAAAAACAUACCUCAUGGCUGGUUUGUCUGGAGAAAUGGGCCAGUCCCUCGCAGAAUGGAUGAUAAGCCGAGGGGCGAGAUAUGUUGUUCUUACCAGCAGGAGACCUAAGGUAAAUGCUCAGUGGAUCGAAAGUAUGGAAGACGAAUAUGGGGCAACCAUAAAGCAAAUGCCGCUGGAUAUUACGGACGCGGAUGCUCUUCAAGCUUGCUAUAACAAAAUAUGCCGCACCAUGCCGCCUAUUGGUGGAGUUGCACACGGAGCUAUGGUUUUGGUUGACAGUCUCUUUCAGAAGAUGAGUUAUGACGACCUUAUGGCAGCCCUAAGGCCAAAGGUCCUUGGAGCAAUCAACCUGGAUAACCUUUUCUCGGAGAAUAUCCUUGACUUUUUUAUUUUGUUCUCUUCCAUUACAGCCCUAAUUGGCAACGCUGGUCAGAGUAACUAUAUAGGCGCCAACAGUUUCAUGGAAUCUCUAGGCUUGCAGCGUCGUCGUAAGGGUCUUGCCGCAUCCGUUAUCGCAAUUUCGUCCCUUAUUGGCCUUGGCUAUUUUGAGCGCGCCGAAGAUCUAGAUAUCGACCAAUUUUCUCGAUCUGGAUACAGAAAUGUUUCUGAACAGGACAUUCACACCUUGUUUGCAGAAGCAAUCGUCAGAGGAAGACCAGGGACGACCGAAAGCCACGAAGUCGUAUCCGGCGUUGUUCCUACAUAUGCGGAUGGAGAUAUCAGAGCAUCCUACCUAAAAGAUAGCAAGUUCUCCCACUUGAUUCUGGAACGUACCUCAGCCAAACAGGAUAGCACUUCAUCUGCCCAAAUUCCCGUUAGGAUUCAGCUUCUUACGGCGACAACAGAGGAAGAAGUUUGCGAUAUCAUGCAAUGUAAGACUUACAUUACUCUUUCCAGAAAAACAGUGACUAACAUUUCAUUAGCUGGGUUUACACGAAGAAUCAAGAAGAUGUUACGUAUCCCAGAAGAGGAUGACUUUAAUGCAACAGCUUCACUUGUAGAGCUGGGGGUCGACUCACUGGUUGCAGUUGAGAUUCGAACCUGGUUUAUCCGAGAAGUUGAUAUCGACAUGCCAGUUCUCAAAGUCUUAGGUGGUUCAUCGGUCUCUGAUUUGAUAAAUGAUGCCAUGCUGCGGAUAUCCCCUGACCUUACCCCUAACCUAGGAGCCGAAGGGGCUAAAGUCGAAGCCAAUAGCAAACCUGCACUACCUGAAGAGACUCCCACCCUUUCUUCUAAACCAGUUAUGGCACAUAAGUCAGCUGCAUCUACGCAAGAGGCCGAACCCAAUUUCAAAAUUACAAAUGUCAACCCAUCAGCAAUAUCUAUUCCUGCUAUUACCACAACUACGAAACCAGCCAUAUCACUAUCAACUGAAGUCAAGGAAAUCAAGUCUGAUCACCAAAGCUUCGACAGCUUAGCUAAAUCAGAAGUCACCGAAAUGAUGUCCUUUGGGCAAUCGCGGUUUUGGUUCCUUAAUCAAGCCCUCCAGGAUAAAACAACGUUCAACAUGGCAAUUUUGGUCAGGCUUAGUGGGCGUAUUCGUGUUAAAGACAUGGAGAGAGCCUUGGAAACUGUGGUUUUAAGGCAUGAUGCCCUUCGCACAAGAUACUUUUCAACCGGUGAAUAUAUGGAGAAUCCAAUGCAAGGGGUUAUUCCAACUUCCGCAGUCAAACUUGUUGUUAAGCAUUGUAAGGAUGAAUCUGGCGCUUACAGGGAACUUGAUGAAAUCAGAUCCCAUGUAUGGGACCUAAAUAGUUGGGAAACCAUGAAAGUAUCCCUGCUUUCUUCCUCUGAAACGAUGCACUACCUUGUCAUUGGAUGUCACCACAUUGGCAUGGACGGAUUCAGCUUCAACAUUUUCUAUAGUGACCUUGAAAAGGCAUACGAAGGACAGAAGCUGCCUGCUAUUUCUAAAUCUGCACAGUACGGAGCGUUUGCACGAAAACAACGUGAAGAUUGGGAUAAUGGUAAUAUGAAUGCGGACCUCGCAUAUUACCGUGAAAUUAUUCCUACAAACCUCAGCCCUAUCCCCCUAUUUCCAUUUGCAAAGUCCAGCACACGAUUGCCCCUGGAUGUCUACGGUACCCAUAGCGCAGACAUUCGCCUUGAGCCAGCACUGACAAGGAAAAUCAAAGCUGCUUCCCGAUCUCUUAGCUCAACAACAUUUCAUUUCUAUCCUGCAGUCCUCCAGGCUCUUGUUUUCCGUCAAUUAGACGACUGUGAUGAAUUUUUCAUCGGAGUUGCUGACGCAAAUAGGACGGAUGACAAAUUUAUCAGCACCCUUGGGUUCUUCCUCAACCUCCUUCCAGUACGUUUCGAACGCGAUGCGGCAGAUAAGUUUGGAGACGCUGUAAAACAGGUCCGAAACAAAGUGUACAAAGGACUGGCCCAUUCUAAGUUACCUUUUGACAUACUUCUGGAUGAGUUAAAAAUCCCUCGGUCAGCAACUUCCACUCCCAUCUUCCAGGUUUUCGUGGACUACAGACAAGGUGUCGAAGAGAAACAGAAGUACAUGGGUCUUGAUGCUAUAGGUGAAAAGUGGCACCUUGCGAGGACUGGCUAUGACAUGACUCUCGAUAUUGUUGAAAAUGCUACUGGUGAUACCCGCCUUGAACUACGCCUUCAGCAAUGUCUAUACACGGCAAAACAUACCAAACUUUUGCUAGAAGGCUAUGCGAACCUCUUGAUGGCCUUUGCUGAUAACCCAGCUGUAAACUGGAAUGCACCGGAUGUUUGGGAUAGUAAGACAAUUAAUGAUGCAAUUGAAGUCGGCCGCGUGUCUCAACAUGGCACCAAUAUCUGUCUCAAGGAUGGAACUGGAAAGAUCAUGACUUAUUCACAGAUGGCACGCCGUGUCAACUCCAUUUGCUCCGCCUUGGUUACAGCUAAUGUUACUGAGGGUGACAAGGUGGCUGUCUUCCAACAGCCCACUGCCGACUGGGUUUGCUCACUGCUUGCCAUAUUCCGUGCUGGAGCUGUUUAUGUUCCUCUUGAUCUCCGGACUCCCUUCCCUCGUCUUGCUGCGAUUGUCGAUCAAAUCCAACCUCAAGCAAUUCUUGCUCAUAGCCAAACUCUCGGAGAUGUGGAACACAUCAAUACUUCAGCCUCCGCAGUCGUGGAUAUAACCAAUCUACCUACCGACAGCCCAUUCAUGCCGAACAUUGCCAAACCUGGCGCACCCGCGGUUAUUCUGUUCACUAGUGGGUCAACAGGGACCCCCAAAGGCAUCCAUAUCAAUCACAGCAGCAUCGUAAAACAGCUAGAAGGCUGCUCCAAACAAUUUGAUUUGAAGAGCUCUGCCUCCUACGUCCUUCACCAAACCGCCUACUCUUUCGACAAAUCGCUCGAACAGAUUUUUACCGCAUUGGUACAUGGUGGUGCCCUCUAUGUUGUUCCGGCGGAGCAGCGUGGUGACCCUAUAUCAAUCACUAAUAUCAUGGCCUUAGAGGGGAUAACGCAUACUGCUACUACACCGUCAGAAUAUCUAAUGUGGUUCCGUUACGCAAGAGACAAUCUCCUGAAAUGCAAAUCUUGGAAGUGUGCCCUUCUUGGAGGGGAAGUUGCUUCAGAUGCUGUCCUUGAAGAAUUCCGAAAGUUGGGGAUGCCGAUCAGACUCCUUGACAGCUAUGGUCCCGCUGAAAUCACGAUGUCCUGUGCUAAGGUUGAGUUGCCAUAUCGUUCUAUGGUGGUCGGUACACAAGCACCAGUAGGCUUCAUGUUGCCAAAUUACUCUGUCGCUAUCGUGGAUCCUAAGAUGAACCCCCUCCCUCUCGGCUUCGCUGGUGAGAUUGUUAUCGGAGGUGUAGGCGUGGCCGGGGGUUACCUAAACAAUGAUGAACUAACUAGACAGAAGUUCAUUGCAAACAACUUUGGGGGAGAAGGGAUGGUGUACCGUACCGGAGACAAGGGCCGUCUUACCGAAGAAGGGGCUCUUUUCUUUGAGGGCCGAAUAGAUGGUGAUACCCAAAUCAAGUUACGGGGCGUCCGUAUCGAACUUGAAGACAUUGAAAGCACCAUACUUCAAGCUUCGACGGGUGCCCUUACCCAUGCUGUUGUUACCGUGCGUGGAGAACAAGACUCCGCCUUCUUAGUAGCACACGUUGUGUUCUCCACAGCGUAUACAGAAUAUCGCGAUGAAUUGCUUGCCCGACUUCCAACGAUUCUACCACUAGCGCAGUAUAUGAUUCCUACUGUCUUUGUUGCCUUAGACAAUGUUCCAUUCACAGCUCAUUUCAAGGUUGACCGGAAAGCAGUGCAGGCUCUCCCGAUCCCGGAGGCAGAAAAGAAGUCAACAGAGGAGCUAACUGAACAGACCGAAACCGAAUCCCAUCUUGCUGGGCUUUGGUACGAGAUAAUUCCAGCAGCCCGCUCGUUAACACCCAGCGCCGACUUCUUCCAUGCUGGAGGUAAUUCUCUAAUGCUUGUUAAACUGCAAGCAAUGAUACGCCAAAGCUUCAGCGUUAGCAUCCAGCUCUUUGAUAUAAUGAAUGCGGGGACCCUCCAAAACAUGGCUCGCUUAAUUGAUGACGCCCUUGGGGUCAAGGAGCUAGACUGGACUGUCGAAACCGAUCUUCCAAGGCUACCUAAGUCUAACGCCGAUGUUUCACCUCCGAAACAGAAAGAUAUGGUAGUUAUGAUGACUGGAGCUACUGGUGUUCUUGGUAGAAAUGUUCUUGCCCAUUUGGUCGCGGAUGACCGCAUAUCCAAAAUAUAUACAUUGGCUGUACGCCCGCAAAGCGAUAUCUCAAUCUUGACUCGCAUUCCCGAUCCUAAAGGAAAGAUGAUCAUUAAGCAUGGUAACCUCGACAAAGCUCGUCUUGGUCUAUCCGAAAAAGAGGCGACGCUCCUUUCAAGCGAACUCGAUGCAAUCUUACACGUUGGUGCCAACCGUUCAUUCUGGGAUUCUUAUUACCAUCUGCGUGCUACAAAUGUCUCUAGCGUCAAAGAAAUUGUGAAGAUUGCACACCCACGCAAGAUCCCUAUUCACUUCUGUUCUUCGGGAGGAGUUACGUUGUACUCAGGAGGCUUUCCACCUGCCAGUGGACAUGAUGGAUACGUUGCCUCUAAGUGGGCAGCAGAAAAAGUGCUCGCCAACGCCACGCAAGAGCUCGAUCUGAGAGUUGUCUUGCAUCGCCCGGCGAAGGCCUCUGGGGCCGCAACUAAUGUUCCAGACGAAAUCUUAAAUGAACUCCUUUCUCUUGCCAGGCAGUCUCAGAGAAAACCAGAUCUAGAUGGUCUAACUGGCAGUAUAGGCAUAAUUCCUCUCGAACGAAUUGCGGGAGACAUCGUGAGGUCUUUAUUUGACGAGGCUAUCAAACUAAGCCAUCCCGAAGUCCUAACACACUCUAGUGCUCUCAACGUCAGCAUCAAGGACUUUGCCGAUAAGAUAACACAAGACGAAGCUGUGUCCAAGCUGGAAGGCAUGCCGGCCCUGAAAUGGAUGGGAUUAGCUAAAAAGAUGGGAUGGAGCCAGUUCAUGGUUGGUCAUGAAAUCUCAAUGAGCAACUCCAAGGACCACAUUGUGUCUACUCGAUAG